Cajanus cajan (pigeon pea) is the source of this 1857-nucleotide messenger RNA. Its product is annotated as serine carboxypeptidase 1. Gene Ontology annotation, molecular function: serine-type carboxypeptidase activity; acyltransferase activity, transferring groups other than amino-acyl groups. The record is from RefSeq and is a predicted model, not a curated record. NCBI's taxonomy places the organism in Eukaryota, Viridiplantae, Streptophyta, Magnoliopsida, Fabales, Fabaceae. Gene Ontology annotation, biological process: secondary metabolic process; proteolysis.
CACACAUGACACACCCCUCAUAUUUAUUUAUAUAUAGUCAUCACUUGCUCCUUACUUCAUGUCAUCAAGUCUUGGAGGGGUCACUGUGUGAGGAAAAAGAGAGUGGUCAUGGAAAAUCACCGUUUGCUACUUUAUUGCAUGCUUUUGUUGAGUCAUUGGAUCUCUGUUCAAGCUGCCCCUGCACAAUCCCUCGUCACACAACUCCCUGGCUUUUCCUCCACUUUUCCAUCCAAACACUACUCUGGAUACAUAAGUAUUGAUGGAAAUGGUGAGAGUGGGAAGAACCUGUUCUACUACUUCGUUAGUUCAGAAAGAAGUCCAGAAAAGGACCCAGUUGUUUUAUGGCUGAAUGGUGGACCUGGCUGCUCCAGCUUCGAUGGCUUCGUUUAUGAACAUGGACCAUUCAACUUUGAGGCUGCGAAAUCAAAGGGGAAUCUACCCACUUUGCAUAUCAAUCCUUACAGCUGGUCCAAGGUUUCCAACAUGAUAUACUUGGAUUCUCCAGCGGGUGUUGGACUCUCUUACUCCAAGAACACAAGCAAAUACGCAACUGGGGAUCUACAAACUGCGACUGAUACCCAUCUUUUCCUCUCAAAGUGGUUUGAGCAAUUUCCGGAAUUUCUGGCUAAUCCAUUUUAUAUUGCUGGGGAGUCUUAUGCCGGAGUUUAUGUGCCCACUCUAGCUUUGGAAGUUGUUAAAGGAAUCCGGAGUGGUUCAAAGCCCGUGAUCAAUUUUAAGGGUUACAUGGUUGGAAAUGGUGUGACGGACGAAAUAAUUGACGGCAACGCUCUUAUCCCAUUUGUGCACGGGAUGGGUCUCAUAUCCGACAGUAUCUACGAGGAUUUACAAGCUUCUUGUAAAGGAAGCUACUACAAUGCUUACUCAAUGGACGAAAAUGAUUUGUGUUUUAAAAACAUGGAAAAAGUUGAUAGGGCCAUUGAUGGGCUUAACGUGUACAACAUACUAGAGCCAUGUUACCAUUUCCCUGAUGCUGCCACUGCCACAGUAAAUGGAAGCUCAUUACCACAUAGUUUUCAGCAAUUAGGGGCUACUGAGAGGCCUCUUCCAGUGAGGACAAGAAUGUUUGGAAGAGCUUGGCCUUUUCGAGCACCAGUCAAAGCUGGCCCUGUUACAUUAUGGCCACAAUUGGCUGAAACAAGACAUGUCGCAUGUGUCAGUGAUGAAGUAGCAAGUGCAUGGCUAAACAAUGUUGAAGUCAGGAAAGCUAUCCAUGCUGAGUCGGAAAAAGUGGCGGGUCCGUGGGAAUUAUGUACUAGUAGAAUAGAGUAUCGUCACAAUGCUGGAAGCAUGAUUCCUUACCACAAGAAGCUAACCUUGUUGGGCUAUAAGGCACUUAUUUUCAGUGGAGAUCAUGAUAUGUGCGUGCCAUUUACGGGAAGUGAGGCUUGGACACGAUCUCUAGGAUAUAAAAUUGUGGAUGAAUGGAGGCCAUGGAACUCAGAUAAUCAAGUUGCAGGGUACUUACAAGCGUACCAGAACAACCUCACCUUCCUCACAAUCAAGGGAGCUGGGCACACGGUACCGGAAUAUAAGCCGCGUGAAGCGUUGGAUUUUUACAGUCGUUGGUUGGAAGGAAAGGCGAUAUAAGUAAAGAAACAUACAUGAAUUGUAGUGUUUUUUUUGUGUCUUUACGUUGUUAAUUAUCCUUUACCAUUAGGAAAAUCAUAUGUAGUUGUUUGAUAUACGAAUCCUUUCGAAGAGAGGAUGUCUGAAGGAAAAGCAAUUGUAAUCUGAUAAGCCCUUUCUUUUUGCAACUUGCAACUUGCAACUGUCAGGACCCUCCACCACCACCUUACAAUCAUUUAUAAACUCAUUUGCUUCUCCAUUUUUUUCUUC